AUGCUGUACGUCCACACACGCUCGCCUCCUUCGUAUCAACGUAUCUACGUCUGGUCUAUCACGCACGAAGCUUACCAGCCCACACGUUCUCGCGUAUCCUUUGCGCCUCCACAGUACUCGGGUCCGAUCGAGCGUCGCAGAGCUCCAGAAUUUGCCGCCAUGGCCGAGAGCGGCGGGAAAGACGACGGCUCCGAUUUGGACGAGGACGAGCUCGCCGGCAAUCCGGGCGGUGGGGAGGGCUCGACCGCGCCGAAAGGGAUGAGCUUGAAGGGAAAGGAAGAGUGGAAGGACGUCAGUCUGCCUGGAAACGCUGGUGGUGGUCUGGGAAACGGGACGGGAGUAGGCCUAGCAGGUGCGCCAAAGCAGGAAGACGCUGCAGGUAGACAGGUCGGCAAGGGCGUGAACGGUAAUGGCCACGCGAAUGCCAGGGCUCGAGCGAGGUCGCCGGUAGAGGUAAAGGGAAAGACGAGGGAGAUGAACGUCUACCCCCAUUCAGGACCUGGAUCUGGCUCGUCCUCGGGCUCGGGCGUCGAUGCCAUCCCGCAGCAGGGGUCGACGAUGGCGCCUUCCACUCUCGGCAUGGCUCCGAGAACGGUGACGGGUUCGUGGACGGGUCAGGGUGGAUACCAGAAUGAGCGUGCGGGUUACGAACAGGACGAUCGGAACGGAGGUUACCACGAGAGGACCAACUUUUACCCGCCACAAAAGCAACCCUCCAUGUAUUCGCUCUAUCAACGACGAGCUGAAUCUCGCACAGAGCCACAACACGACCGUAGCAACUCGUUCACACCCUCCAGCAGCAACGACCUCAACCCGUCCUCGUCUUAUCGGCAGGACGGCCCGCGUUACCCUCCGUUCGAGAGCCAUCCCCCACCGCCCGCGUUCACUUCGGAAACCGCCUCGUCGCACAUGAACCAGAUGACCACGCCGUCACCGGUCAACUUUGACCCUCAGCAACAGGCAUACGCUCAGUACUCGUUGCCUGUCGAUCACGGGAUCAACCCGGACGGCAGUAUCGAUUGGAACAAGGCGACGGCGGCGGCUCAGUUGCAAGCGGCUUUGCAUGCUCAACAGGCCCAGUUGGCGUAUCUGCGUCAACAGAGACAACAGCAGGAUCAUUGGAGAGAAUUGUUGGCGGCCACGACGGGGGGUCACGGAUCCGGGUUCGGUGGUCAGGGUGCAGGUGGGAACGGAGCGAUGAUGGGCAACGCAGUGCAGAGGUUCAACGAGCUCGUCGCGGCCGGUCACGAUCCGAUGAGCAUGUCGAGCGGGUUCCAGUGGCCGACGAAUCAUAACGGUAGCGGUGGUGUCAAUGGCGGUGGCGCGACGUCCGGGCUGGGCCUGUCGACUCAUCCGGGUGACGAAGUCAUGUCUUCGAACCCGGAUUGGUUCUCCGAGACGGCGGCCAUGCGAACGACAGGCAUCCCUUUAUCUACCCAUCCUAUGGACGGGGUGGACGGGGACACUCGAUCGCCCAACGGAUCUCGACCGGCCACGCCCAUGUCGCGGCAACCCAGCCUAUCGGGAGGAGUCGGCGGCGGAUAUGGCGAGAUGGGCGAGAACGACGGCGGGUCGGCCAAGCGCGCUCGGCAGGAGGACGAGGGGUAUCCACCGAAACGGACCCGGUUGGAUAGUACAUCCGGGAUGCCGUUGUCGGAUGCGAGUGGGUAG
Filobasidium floriforme is the source of this 1671-nucleotide messenger RNA. RefSeq lists its product as uncharacterized. NCBI's taxonomy places the organism in Eukaryota, Fungi, Basidiomycota, Tremellomycetes, Filobasidiales, Filobasidiaceae. The transcript has 2 exons. The coding region runs from base 1 to 1671 and encodes 556 amino acids. The record is from RefSeq and is a predicted model, not a curated record.